This is a messenger RNA of Phlebotomus papatasi, 2826 nucleotides long. RefSeq names its product general transcription factor 3C polypeptide 3. The record is from RefSeq and is a predicted model, not a curated record. Gene Ontology annotation, cellular component: transcription factor TFIIIC complex. The transcript has 3 exons. Gene Ontology annotation, biological process: transcription by RNA polymerase III. Gene Ontology annotation, molecular function: protein binding. Bases 255 to 2798 code for a protein of 847 amino acids. Lineage: Eukaryota; Metazoa; Arthropoda; Insecta; Diptera; Psychodidae.
AGUGUCACGUGGUGGAGAGUUGUUGUUAUUUACACUGAAGCCACUGAAGUGUUUUGCGAAGGAAAUUAUGUGAAAAACUAGGGAGUAAUUUUUAAAGUAAAACCUGUGACUAGAGCUAUUUUCUUCAUGUUCAGUAAUAAGGUCACGUGGAAAUCAGUGUAGUUCUUGAGAAAAUCCUGUAUGAAUUUUGCCGCCAAAAUUUCAUCCAAUUUCCAAUCAAAUUGGAAUUAUCUCAGUGAAAAGUGAAAAUUACAAUGGCCAGCACUUCUAAAGUCGUGGAGAACAUAAUAAUUGAGGAGAUAGAUAGUACAACUCUCAAUGAGGAGGAAUUGUCCAAGUUUGUUCCGGCUGAUCCUAUCAAAGUGUCAAAUCUUCCCCCAAAGAAGCCCUUGGUGAGCUCCAUUGAGGAGGAGGAGGAGCUGAUAAAGCAACUGGUGAAUGGGGAGUUGUCAUUCAGUGAGUACAAUGAGAGAAUGGGUCAAAAUACUGAAGAUAUUGGAGCAGAGGAGGAAACAUUUGAGUCAGCUGACAGCAAUGCUGGGGAUGUAUUUGAGAGGGAAUUGAUGAUGUCGCGUCGUGAUGCCUUCCGAGGGCAGCUAUCGGGAUCAGGGACAAAGGAUGGGAGAACAUAUAGGAGGAGGAAGUGUAUUUUACCACCAGCUCUGCAGGGAUUGAUGGGAGAAGCUAAUUUGUGUUAUGCUCGAGGGGACAAUGAACUGGCCAAGAAAGUUUGCCUGGAGAUUAUCCGGCAAGUUCCAUUGGCAGCUGAACCCUUUCAUACCCUUGCUCAAAUCUAUGAGACCACAGACACUGAGAAAUGCAUGCAAUUCAUGUUGAUUGCUGCACAUCUCGAUCCUGGAGACACCCAUCACUGGAUGAGGCUGUCUGAGUUGUCUGAAGAGGUAGGGAAUAUGAAGCAGGCAGUAUUUUGCCUGACGAGGGCUCUAAAAUACGAUCCCAAGAAUAUUGAGUUGCGAGUCAGGCGCAUUGGCCUUCUAGAGAAAAUGGGUGAAGAGAGAUUUGUCCUCCAGUGUUACUUCACCAUGAUUCCCUAUAUUCCCGAAGAGCAGGGAGAGUAUCUGUUGUCUGUGGCCAAAAAAGUAGCCCAUAAAUUCCACCAAGAAAGCAAUGGACCAAAAGCACUGGAAGCCAUGAAGAGAGCCUAUGAGAAAAUCCCUCAGCUCUUUACAACAGCUGAUCUCAAUCUUCUCCUUGAGCUCUUGAUAAUGGUGGGGAAUUAUGAGAAAGUAGUGGAAAUCCUCUGUAAGCACACAGACGUCAGGGUGACCAUUAUAAAAGGCACAGUAACUGGCCUUGUUAUCCCUGAAUCUCUAAUCAUUGAUUUCCGGACAAAACUUGCCGUGAGUUUGAUUCAUCUCCAUGCCAAGCCCUUCAUUGACACAGUCAUCAACAAUAUCCUCCUCUACGUGAAUGUAGAAGAUGAUGGGGAUUGUGUUCUGGAAGUUGCUGAAGCUCUAAUGAUGGAGAAUGAGUAUGAUAGGGCUCUAAAACUGCUGAAUCCUCUCGUGGACAGUCAGAAUUUUAGCUAUGCCGAAGUCUGGCUUCGGCAUGGAGAUUGUCACAGAGCCAUUGAGAGAUUCGAUGAUGCAAUAAAUUCCUACAGAAUUGUCGUUAAUCUUGCUCCAACUCAUCUCGAUGCAAGACUCACUCUCUCUGCUCUGCUGAAAUUGAAGAAUCAACCACAGGAAGCUCUAAAAGCACUUGAACAGGAUUUGGAAACUGAUCUCAUAGAUCCCAAGCUUCUGUAUGAGAGAUGCUUCAUGCUCAAAGAAACUGGGAACAUUGAACUCUUUGUUGAUCUCAGCUACAUUCUGUUUUCGAGGCACUGCAUCAAGUAUAGGAACAGAGAGGAAGCUGAAGUGGCUGCAUCUGUUCAUACUUAUACCCAGAAGGUCGCCAGUAUUAAGGAGUUGAGACAAGUGCGUCUUGAGAACUUGGACGAUGCAGAUGGUCCAGAGUUUACAAAGAGCACUGAGGAGCCGACCCUGGAGGAAGAAUGGGCAUUGUUCCAGGAUGUCGUGAAGACAGCCUAUGAGAGUAGUCGCUUCGACGUAAUGGAAAAGAUAACUCUGGCUGCUCUUACGUCUAAGCGUUUUCAGUGUUACAUCCGGGACAUUGAAUUCAUGACGCUGAUCGCAUCCCUGAGCAAUAGAGACACUCUCGUUGGGUACUAUAUUAUCAAGGAGUUCCUUAUGAAGAAUCUCCAAGAGGCACGCGUGUGGAAUCUCUUCAAUUUGCUGAAUAAUAAUUCGGAGGAAAUCAGAGCCAGUCGUUUUCUCCAGAGAAUGCUAAAUCGACAUGGCCAUGAAUUGGAUCCUCAGACGAAUGUACUGAGGGCAAAUUAUUGGCUGGCCAGUGGAACAUACAAAUACGCCCUCAAUGACUACAUGUCCCUGUAUACGAAAACCAAGAGUUCCAUCAUUGCAUUCUUGGUUGGUGUAACAUUUCUGCAGCUCGGCAGUCAGAAGUUUGGCCAUCGGCCGACGUAUCUCAAACAGGGUAUCACUUUCAUGGAUGAAUACAUGAAAACCAGGGAAGUUGAGGCAUCUCAUGAGAUUUGGUACAAUAUGGGAAGAUUUUACCAACAAAUUGGAAUGCAUCACAUCUCGAUGGACUACUACAAGAAGGUUUUGAGUUUUACAAAUGACAUGAUUGAGGAGCAUUCAGACAUUGUUGAUCUCAAGAGGGCUGCAGCCUACAAUUUGCACUUGAUGUACAAGGAGGCAAAGAAUUAUGAUAUGGCCAGAUACUAUCUCUACAAUUUCGUCGUGGUCUAAAGAAAGAUAAAUAAAAUGUUUCACAGAA